GAAAAGUCUCCUCAACGUAGGUCAUGGUGUUCAGCGUUUAAAGAGAGAUGAUAGAGGACAAUCAAUCAGUUAUCAGAUUUACUUUGACGAGUGAAGAAUACAGCUUCCUUUUUAUGUCUUGCUGCGAGGCGUGAAUACUAGAUUUAUUUGACAUUUCAAAACACGGAGAGGAGAGAGAAGUGUUUAUCAAGACGUCGAUCUUACCAAGUGAUGCUCACAGCGCAGGAAAUAUGAGAGAAAGCCCCCAUUUCGCAAUGUCAAGAAUACUUGCGCAGCAAGUUUGAUUUCCAAAAAUUUUUUGUUUACAAUUACAAUUUUUUCCCCGCGCCUCGCAAAAGGUUUCUCAAAUGUUGCGCACAUGAAUUGCAAUUGUUGAGCGAAAAGAAGUCCCCGUCUCUUCUUUGUUGCAUUUCGAUUUUAGCCGAGGUCUUGGUUCACUUUAUCGAUUGGUCGCCUAGAUGGCAAAUUCUCUGGUGUACUAUAUAGGAGACAUUUCUUUCACGUCAAGCACAUGAUUGUAAUAACUCCGAAGGUAGGAAGACCCGAUCUCUUGUUUCUACGGGCCUGUCAUAAAUCUUGACGAUUAAGUGAGUCUGUCGUCAUGAUUGACUAAGUAGUAGUCUACUAGAUUCUCCCGGUGAUGGAGAUUAUGUUAGACUGAGAUGAGCACGCUUAUUAUGCUUGAUGGCUGACUUAAAUUCGCUACGAAUAUGGCCACCGUUUCGUCCCGCUCUCAACUGUGGGGACCACCGUCCGGGCUUCUCGGUCUUUCUGCUCCACUACUCGCACCACCAGCAGAAACGCUACCCAAUGGGGCACCGCCUGCCACUUUUUCUGAAGCGCGACCGGUGUGGAGCGUGGUGAAUGUUAAGACAGCUGUUCUUGGCAUUUUUUAUACCUAGUGAAUUCCGAGUACUCUUUGUGUUAUUCAUCAUGCAAGGGAACAACAGCGUAAAACCAUGGCGAGAACCAAUCUUGAUCUUCAUUCAAUCAAACUUGUUUCAACAAAGAUCUGAGACACAGAUGACAAUGUCAAAGAUCCAAGAUAGUACAGCAACAUUUCCGAAAAGGGGAGAGGCAGUGAACUGAUUUUUGUUGAAUCCUUCGCUCUCCAUCUAAGAAAUGAAAUUCCGGCCAGGAGCAAGGUGCACCGGAUACGGCGGAUAGCCCCUUCUCCACUCCGUCAGCAUUUGGGGGGCGAGCCGGCACUGUCGGUCGUGGUUCCAGUUCACAAGUGUGGGAGACCGUCACAAGAGCCGAUGUCAGUACGACGUUACCGCCACCAGCCUCAGAGCGGGAUGCCAAUAAUUAUCUGCUGUAUCGAGUUCGCGACCCCGAGCCCGCAACGACGUCUGAGGUGCCAUUAAUAUUGACAGACAUGUUGUUGUUACAGAGAAUAAAUACAUUCAUCUACAUCUACUAGAACACUUGAAUGAAGAAACUGGUGGCUUAAAGAUAGUCUAAGGCUAGCCAGGUCAUAGUCAAUACAUCUGGGAGAUCUUCUACAGUUGUAGACUCUCGUACUACAGCGACGAUAUAAUGUAAAUUCGUACUGGCGUUGAUAGCUGAUUUCAGUAAGAAAAUCUAUGAUUUAGCUCCUAUCUGUUGUAAGGCGUCUAUUUCUUCUUUUUGUGGUCAACAUCUCUGACUCUAUACAACUACCAGAUGAUGAUGGUGGCGUUGUGGAAGGGGUUUUGGAUGUUUGUGGUUAGCUUCCUCCUCGUUGCGGUUUUUUAUGUAGCUUUUGCAGUCGUUUUCCUCGAAUCUGAGGAUCUCUCACAGGAUGCAAUUUUGGAUAUGGGUGGCAAAAAUUCGCCCUCUUCCAACAUUUUGGGCGUGACAGAUGAGAAUUUUGGAGAGCCCGGUAGAGUCGGUCUACGCGUACCCUGACUCAAUCAUUCUUUUCGCAAUUAUUCCGCCGGCGCUAAUCGACGAUUGUGGUUUAACCCGCCUCUACGUUAGUCAUCGAUCCUCGAAUCCCGCUGCUUUUUGACAUGUCGUUAGUCCUGAAAACAUCGUGAUAAUAUUUCUCAGAAAUUGAAGUUGGAGACGUUCUAAUGUGUAGAUUCUGUUUUCGAUUUUCACUCGUUUGUUCUUGUGUUGGAAGACUGUUAUAGUGCAUCAUUAUGUAUCAGAUCGACUUUGUGAAAUAAUCAUGACUAUCGGAAACGUCAUGGUUCUUCCGAAAAAUGUUGGAUCCAUCCUUUGCGCAUCUGCAGUUGGCUUUAUGAUUCGACGCCACAAAGAUUCCUAGAAUUGAGGUGGUGUUGAAGGAGAAGGAUGAGGCUGAUACACAGGUGUGCUCCAAUAUCCAAUAUUUAUAUAGAGGGUGAUUAUGUGCGAUAUAUGUCGCGGUGCUUGCACGACGAGCUUUUCAUUUUAAAGAAGCUGUACUCGGACAAUUUUUUUGUAAUGAAAAUACAACUUGACACCUGCUGACCCUACCCCACCAUAGCCGCCUAUCUACGGAUGACUCGAGUUACGCGUUUGUUUUCUGUUAAUUUUGUGAUACAUCGUCACCACUUGGAUUAUUUAAAUGGUGUGAACAAUCAAUUGAUGAUGCGAUUGUUACUUAAGAAGCAGAAGGUACUCAUUGUAUUUUUGUGAUUUUUCUUGGUCCUUUUUCCUGCUUUCCGCCGAAUCGAUGCUCCGAGGCUGAGAAUUGAAAUCGGAAAAGUUGGAUUGUACUUAUAUAUCUAUACUUAUCACAUUCAGUUUCAGUCGUGCACUAUGCGUCGUUGACGAUAUUUUUAACCUCUGCUCGGGCCUGUAGAUUUGUGUAUUUGAUGCAAGAAGAUCUAAAAUUCGGAUAACACAGAAAAGAUAUGGAAGAGAUUCGC
Messenger RNA from Amoebophrya sp. A25, 2840 nucleotides. Lineage: Eukaryota; Dinophyceae; Syndiniales; Amoebophryaceae. The record is from the annotation of a GenBank genome assembly.